Molecule: messenger RNA, 1692 nt
Organism: Passer montanus (Eurasian tree sparrow)
Lineage: Eukaryota; Metazoa; Chordata; Aves; Passeriformes; Passeridae
Exons: 5
Coding region: 1-765 (254 amino acids)
Source: RefSeq, a predicted model, not a curated record
AUGGGCCGCGGGGAGGCCAAGGCCCCCGAGCCCGGCGGCUGCGGCGGGCGGGGCGCGGCGCCCUUCCCGUGGUGCCGCGGGAGCGGCGGCCGCAGCGGCCGCGACUUCAUCCGGGUCCCGCAAGUACCGGGACGGCGCGGCCNGCGCCGGGGGACGGGUGGGGGCGGAGGGGCUGAGCCGAAGGGUCCGUGCGGGCGGCCGCGGGGCCUCGGCCCGGCCUCCCCGCCGCCUCUGCCGCGGGCCCGGUUCAUUGUCCUUAUUCCCCUCACCGAUGCCUUUUCCCCUCGUUCUCUCCCGCUCUCCUCCAGGCUCACUGGAAGCUCCGGAAGUGCCGCCCCCGGGAGCCGCCGGCGCCAGUGGUGGAAAACAUCAGUUCAUUUGCAAAUAGUGAAAGGCUCCCAGGACUCAGAGAGGCCCUGUUCUCAAGCUGUCCUUGCUACAAAGAGAGCAAGGCUGAGGCUGUUCUCAGAGCCUGAUGUAAUUCCUGAUGAGUUCAUCAGCUGCCCAGCACUGCCCCAAUUGCCUGGUGCUGCAAGGAAAGGGAUGCACAGAACUCUGCAGCUCUUCCCCAGUUUGGAGCAAACCUCAUCAGACCAGUGGGAAAACCUACAGGUAAGUGAAAUAGGUGGAACAUUAGGUCUGAGAGUAAUUAAAGAGUGUGAAACAAGCAGAGUACAUGAGCAUCUGAGGGAUACAAAGGCAGGAAAUAGGAUUCUUGUUAAAGGCUGGUACAAGUUCCAGCUGACUGUCACACAGGUGCAAUGAAAUAUGUACAACUCCAGUGCAGAGAGCUGAAGUGGGGGCAGUGCCAGGGAGCAGCUCUAGUGAGCUGUCUUUUGACAGGAACAGAUCUGUUUAAACCUGGGUUCAGCUGAGUCAAGGGAAAUCCUUCCCUUAAUCUCAGGGCAGGAUUUCAUUUUGAACUCAGAAUAAUUCACAGAAUCUUGAAUAUCCCAAGCUGGAAAGGACCCCCAUGGAUUAUUGAGUCCUACUCCUGGGCCUGCACAGGAGACCCCAAAAUCCCACCCUGUGCCUGAAGGUGUUGUCUGAACACUUGAUUGAGAUAAAGUGUACAAUUAACUCAUUGCAUUAAUUAACAUAUUAAGAGAAGACUUAGCUAAGAUACUAAUUAUUAAGUAUUCUUAAUUAACAUACUAUAAAUUAAAAUAUUUAAAAUUAUUACAAUAAUUAUUAGCUUUUAAUAGAAUAUUACUUUCUUUUUUUUUUAAUCUACUCAGUGCUGGGAAGGCUUAUUGUUGCCUGAGUGGGCAGCAGGAAGGUGUGGAUGUGGGAAAUGCACUGGGCACUUUUCCAGGGGCCCUGUGCCAGCCUGGACCACUCAGGGCAGAGGCUGCUGGCCCUUGCUGGGGCACUGGUGCCUUUCAGAAUGUUGGCUUUGAGGAGCUUGGCCAUGUCUGCUUAGCUCAGCCAUGAAGUGAAAGAUGCUAUUAGCACACUGAGGGAUACAGGAGUUAAUUAUUACCGUAUCACAGAAUCCCAGAAGUGUUUGGAUUGGAAAGAACCUUAAAGCUCAUCUUGUUCCACCCCUGCUAUGGGCAGGGACACCUGCCAUAAACCAGGCUAUUUGUUUACUCAUUGUGAAGUGAAUUAGACCAUAUGGAAUUCUCCAAAGCAUUUAAAGUAUAUUUCUGAGGUGUGUGAUAAAGUUUUUACUCUUAAUAAAAUACCUGU